UGGGCGAAGCUCGUGAUAUGUCUCCUCAUCGACGGCGUCGGCGACAGCUCGUUCUUGCUCCCGGGAGUGGGCGAGUUCUCCGACGCGGCGUACGCGCCCCUCGAGGCGUUCCUCCUCGGGCAGCUGUUUCGCUCCAACGCGAUCUCGAGUCUGGGGUUCGUCGAGGAGGCGCUGCCGUUCACGGACGUCUUACCGACGGCGACGCUCGCGUGGGUGAUCGAGGAGUUC
This is a messenger RNA of Micromonas pusilla CCMP1545, 228 nucleotides long. RefSeq lists its product as uncharacterized. Lineage: Eukaryota; Viridiplantae; Chlorophyta; Mamiellophyceae; Mamiellales; Mamiellaceae. The annotation marks the transcript as partial. The record is from RefSeq and is a predicted model, not a curated record. The transcript has a single exon.